This is a messenger RNA of Dictyostelium discoideum AX4, 3495 nucleotides long. RefSeq lists its product as hypothetical. Lineage: Eukaryota; Evosea; Eumycetozoa; Dictyosteliales; Dictyosteliaceae. The coding region runs from base 1 to 3495 and encodes 1164 amino acids. The transcript has 3 exons. The record is from RefSeq and is a predicted model, not a curated record.
AUGGAAAUUGUUGAUUUAACAAAAUUGGCAUUACAUUUCAAUGAUUAUUACCUUACAAAUUUAUUAAUAAAUGAACCAUUUAAUUAUUGUAUUUAUCCAUCAGCAUUAGAAUAUGCCAUUAAAACUUUAGAUGUUCAAAUUACAAAAUUAUUAAUAAAUUCACCAAAUACUAUUAUUUCAAAUGACACAAAAUUAAAAUCAAUGGAAUUGGCAUUAAUGAAUGAAAAUAAUAAAUUUGAAAUGGUAGAAUUCUUAUUAAAUAAUCCUCAACUAAUAUCAUUGCCUGAAAAAUCACAACAACUUAAUCAUCAACACCAUCCAACUAAAAAAUUAAAACAAGAAAAACCUUUAUCAUUACCAACCAAUCAUUUAAUUAAUUAUUAUAAAGAUACUUUAAUAAAAAAUAAAUUCACUGAAGAAAUGAUUAAUAAAAUAAAUAAUAAUAUUAAUAUUAAUAAUAAUAAAAAUAAUAUUAAUAAUAAUAAUAAUAAUAAUAAUAAUAAUAAUAAUAAUAAUAAUAAUAAUAAUAAUAAUAAUAAUAAUAAUAAUAAUAAUAAUAAUAAUAAUAAUAAACUAUUUAAUGAAAAUGGUAAAUUAAAAAUUGAAAAUUUCCAAAAUUAUUUAAUCUAUAAUGAUGAUAUUUUAAAUGAUGGUUUUAAAGACAUUAUAGUAAAAAAUAAUGAAUUAAAGAAUUUUCUACGUGAAUAUUGUUUUAAGUCAUCAAGUUCAAAAAUAUUUAUUUGGAUGAUGAAUAAUAUAAAUCCACAAGAAAUUUUUCAAAAUGUUUAUAUUGGUCCAGAUUUUUUUAAAAAUAGAAUAAUUGAAGAUGAUAAAUUUGGUAAAAUUAUGACACCAAUUAGAUUUGAACAAUUUACAAAAGUAUAUACAUCAAACUCAUUGGAAUCAAAUUUAGAAAAUGAUAUUAAUGAAUUGGAUAGAUAUUUUAUUAAUAUGUUUUACCUAUUGGAUAGUGAAGACUAUAAAACAAUUUUAAAAUCAGUUUCACCACAAUUCCAACAAAUCAAACAACUUCCAAAAGAAUGGAACCCUUUAUUACAAGUUUUAUCUUGUUUUUCAAAUAAAAGAAAAGUUGAUGAUGAAAACAAUAAUGGAAGUGUUUAUUUUAUAAAUGAUUUUGAAACUAUUACAUGGGUUUCAAAUUGUAUUUCCAAUCAAAAUGAUUAUCUUGUUAAUAGGAUGGCUGAAAGUAAUAAAACUAUUCAAUAUGGUAGUUUAGAAAUUGCAAAAUAUGCUCAAGAAACCUUAUUUAAAAAUAAAAAUCACUAUUUUGGCUUUACCUAUUUACUAAAUAAAGCUUUUAAAGAGUGUAAUACCCUUGAAAUUUCACAAAUUCUAGAAUUAUCAAGUUCUUCAAUUAAUUAUUCAAUUAUUAAUAUCAAAUCAUUCUCACCAAGCCAACUAAUAGAUAUAAUUCAAAUCUUUAUUGAUUUAAAUAUUUUUAAUAAUUCAAAUUUAUUUAAUUUAUUUGCUUCAAAUAUUGCUCAAUAUUUUAAAUCAUAUCAACAACAACAACAACAACAAGAUGAAAAGUCAUGGAUUAAUUUAAAUAAAAUAAUUGGUAAUUUAUUUGAUAUUUGUCCACUUAGUGUAAUUAAUUUUUUAAGCCAAAACAUAUUAGAAGGUUCAGAAGAGAUAUGUAAUUUUUUAAAUGUUCAAUUUAUUUUUAAUCAUUUCAAACUUUGCAAUAUGUAUUCAUUGGAAAGAAGAUUUAAAGAAUUUUUUGAAAAACAAAGAGAAUAUAUCAAUGUUAACCCAAAAGUUUUACUUAAAGAAAGAUCAAAUGAACAAAUCCAAGAAAUUGAUUCAAUUAUUAAUUUAUUAAUUGAAAAAAUUAAAAAUGAAAAAGACAAUACGGGUAGAUCAAUGAUUAAAAUUAUUUUAAAUAAUUUAUAUAGUUCUCUUAUUCAAACCAAAGGAAUUUCAAAAGAAACCAUUAUAAAUUAUUACUCAUUAUUCAAAGAUAAUUUAAUAACUAUUGAUAAUUCAUUUUUUAAUUUAUUCUAUCAUUUAAAUUUAAAAUCAUCUCAUUUUAGUACCUACCUUAUUAAUAGAGGUGGUUUGAUUAUUUCAUCAGAUGAAAUUGGGUUUGAAAGAAAUGAAUGGGAAGAAAAUACCUUUGGUGGAAUUUCACAAAAUUAUCUAAGUUUUCCGAAAAAUUUUCAAAAGGAUAAAUAUUCUUUUGAAGUUUUGUUUUUAGAAAAUGGUGGUUUAUCAUUUGAUGAUCUAUUGGAGAGAUUAAUUUCAGAUUUAUCUCAUUGCAAAUUAAAUGGUACAGUUAAUGAAAACUAUAUUGAUGGCCUUGUUGAAAAUCUAAAUAGUGAUUUAUCAUUUUGUCUCUGUAUUAACCGUGUUGAUUUUUUUUUCAAACAAAUGGAAUUCAUACAAUCAUUAUUAGAUAGAAAUAAUUUUAGAAUUGGUAAUUUCCCAAAUUAUACAAAUUCAAAUAUAUUAUCAUUGGAAUUAUUUAGAAAUACAACAACAAAUAACAAUCAAGAAAAAAUGAAUUUCGAAAUUAAAUCAUUUAAAUACUUUCCAAUUAGUGAUAAAGUAUUUGAUCAAAUUUUAUUAACUUUGAAUUUACAAGAAAUUAAAACAUUUUUACAAUUUAAUCAACACUAUCCAAACAUUUUAUCAAAAUUGUUUGAAGAUAGAAUUAUAGAUUAUGAUAUUGAUAGAACAGAAUUAUUAGAAUAUUUAUUAAAUAUAUAUGAUCAAAAAAUAGUGUAUCCAAUUUUAAAACAACAAUUACAAAAAGGUAGAAUUUCAAUUAAAAAUGAAAAAUUAUUUAAUAAUUAUAUUAAUAAUAAUAAAAAUAAUAGUAAUAGUAAUAAUUUAAGAUUUGAAAUUUUAAAAUCAGUUUUUACAAUGACUAAACAUCAAGAAUUAUUUAAUGAUUUUGUUGCAACUUGUAAUGAUGAUGAUAAUUAUAAAGUUGAAGAUUGUUUAAGUUUAGUAACAAACUUUUUAAAAGAUAUAUUCAAUUGUCCACAACCAGAAAUGAAAAAACCAGAAAUUAUUCAAAAUCCAAUGUAUGAUGAACAAUUAAAAACUCUAUCAAAUUUAUUAAGAAAUGAAGAGAUAUUAGAAAUGGUGAAUGAAUCAUUCUUAAAUUUGGAUAAUGAAAUUAUUUCAAAUAUUGUAACAAUAACUGUACCAACAAAUCUAUAUAAAAUUAGCCAAAAAGAAUUUAGCAAUUUAUUUAAAAGAAAUGUUUUUGGUUGGAAAUUUAUUCUCUCUAGAAUCUCUCAAAAUCAACAACAACCACAACAACAACAAUUUGAGUUAAAUCAUCAUUAUCUCACAAAAAGUUUAAUUAAAAAUCUCAUUGAAAAUGAUAAUGAUGAAUUAUUUCAUUUUUUAAGAAAUGAAUUAUCAAAUCAUUAUGAUUAUAAGCAUAUAUAUUGUGAUUGUGAUUGUGAUUGUGAUAUUAUUAUUAUUGUUUUUUUUUUUUUUUUUUUUUUUUUUUAUUUUUAA